UAGAGAAAGCUCGCGCUGAGCGGUGUCUUACCAGACUCAUUCUCAUCGCUGCAUUCUCUGCAUCAGGUCCACUGAAGAUUCUGUGAGGUGUAUGUACUAUGAGCAGAUCUGUGUUUAAUCUGGAGGUCACAGGAGACCAAAGAAAGCAAGAAUGAAAAGAAGGGCAAGAAGUUCAGCAUCGAGGGAAAAGCAGAAAAAGAAAAAGAAAUUUGGUGCGACGUCUCCACCAUUCAUUGAUUACGUGAAAGAAAUUUUGAGAAGGUACCCAGAUGGAGGACAAAUAUUGAAGGAGCUGAUCCAGAAUGCAGAUGAUGCAGGAGCUUCACGUGUGGUGUUUAUUCAUGAUGAGAGACAUUAUGAGACUCAGAGCCUGUGGACUGAAGAGCUCGGGAAGUAUCAAGGGCCGGCUCUCUAUGCCUUCAAUGAUGCCACCUUCACAGAGAAAGACUGGGAGGGAAUCCAGAGAGUUGGCAGAAGCAUCAAGCAGGAUGACCCAACUAAAGUCGGGAGAUUCGGGAUCGGCUUCAACUCUGUUUAUCAUAUUACAGGUAAAAUACACUACAUUAACAGAUUGGCUAAUAUAACUCUUUGGGGUAUUCUACUAAGUGCCUGCUGA
Pimephales promelas (fathead minnow) is the source of this 616-nucleotide messenger RNA. The record is from RefSeq and is a predicted model, not a curated record. NCBI's taxonomy places the organism in Eukaryota, Metazoa, Chordata, Actinopteri, Cypriniformes, Leuciscidae.